This is a messenger RNA of Suillus subaureus, 3855 nucleotides long. RefSeq lists its product as uncharacterized. Gene Ontology annotation, molecular function: protein binding; calcium ion binding. Gene Ontology annotation, biological process: endosomal transport; endocytosis. The record is from RefSeq and is a predicted model, not a curated record. Lineage: Eukaryota; Fungi; Basidiomycota; Agaricomycetes; Boletales; Suillaceae. The transcript has 7 exons. Gene Ontology annotation, cellular component: plasma membrane; cytoplasm. The coding region runs from base 1 to 3855 and encodes 1284 amino acids.
AUGUCGAGCAAUUUCGCGCCGACGCCCGCAGAGCUCGCACUUGUGAAUCAGAUAUUUACUCAGGCAGAUACUCAGAAAAUCGGAAUCCUCACCGGUGACGUCGCCGUAAAGGUCUUCCAGGGUGCUAAACUAACACCGACCGUCUUGGGCGAGAUUUGGAAUAUUGCUGACGAUGAUAACAAUGGCUUUUUGACCAAGAAGGGUGUCUCAAUUGCAGUCCGUCUCAUGGGCCACGCUCAAAAAGGCCAGAAGGUCGACAAGUCUCUUGUGAACAAACCCGGACCCUUAGCCAAUAUUGAAGGCGUACAGACGCCUUUAAUUCCACAAGGCACUGGUGCAUCAAUACCGAAGUCACCACCUCCCAGUUUGCCUCCAUUGACUCCCCAAGACAAGGCCAAAUUUACACGGAUAUUCCAGGGGUGUGGGCCUGUCAAUGGUCUCCUCAGUGGCGACAAAGCACGCAACGUAUUCGUCAAAUCCAAACUUUCUGUGGAUAAACUGUCUCAAAUAUGGACUUUAUGCGACACUCAAGACCGAGGCGCACUCGACAUAACUGACUUUACCAUAGCCAUGUACUUAAUUCAAGCCUCCAUGGCCGGUCAACUCUCAUAUAUUCCGACCUCCAUUUCGCCAAGUUUAUACGAGCAGGCUGGAGGGGUUUCUGCUCACGCGACCGGUGGUAGUUCGAAUUUCAGCAGCCCAGGCUUUCCACCAGUACCGAGGCAUAAUGCUGUGCAGCCGCAACUGACGGGACAGGCGUCUCCGGCUCCUCCCCUUCCGAACAGACGCCUUGCACCUAGCAGGCUUGCACCAACCAUACCUGCCUUCCCUGGGGUUACACAAUGGGAUGUCACCGCGGCUGAGAAGGCCGCUGCAGACCGCUUCUUUGAUACGUUGGACUCGCAGCACAGAGGAUACAUUGAAGGUGAUGUUGCAGUGCCAUUCAUGCUCCAAUCCAAGUUACCGGAAGAUGUCUUGGCCCAAGUUUGGGAUCUUGCGGACAUCAAUAAUGACGGCCGUCUGACCCGUGACGGAUUCGCAGUUGCAAUGCACCUUAUUCAGGGCAACCUCUCAGGCAAGGACGUCCCUAGUACGUUACCUCCGACCCUUGUACCUCCAUCAAUGCGGGGCGGACAAGCGUCAUUUAGUACUGCACUGGCACCUCCCAAACCGGAACCUGUUCGGGAUCUCCUUUGGGACGAUUCACCUCCACCGUCGGCGACCACCUCGCAUCCUCCAACAAGCGUCUUGCAACCUCAGACCACGGGUACCCCACUCUCACCGCGGUCUUUGCCUCGUCCCACACCUCCCUCACAGGAUCCAUUCGGCUCUUCUCCAGCUACAUCUCCGUCGAACAGGAAUUUCCUUGAUGACGACGACACACAUGCGCCGCCCAUUUUGCACGAUCAGUCUGCAGAAAUUGGGAACGUGCAGAAUCAACUCAAUUCCACGCAGAGAUCUCUGCAGGCUGCAAAGGCUGAGCGAGAGGCUCUCGAGAGUACACUCGCCAAUCAGGCUGCGCAGCUUUCAGCUCUUCAGACUCAGCUUGCUUCUGCCAAAGCAUCUUAUGAGACGGAGACUUCCCUUCUGAACACGCUCCGUGAUCGCCACGCAGCUCAGGUCGCUGACAUUCAAAGAGUUAGGGAAGAACUUAUCAGGGACGAGAGCGACCUCAGCGCUGUCCGAUUGGAGAAAGCAGAAAUCGAAGGGUCUUUCUUGCGCGACAAGGAAGAGGUCCGAGAAUUGAACAGGCGGAUGGCGGAGGUUACGACGCAAAUUGCUGUUGCGAAGCAGGACGUCGAGAAGUCUAAGAAAGACGCGAAACAACAGAAGGGUCUUCUUGCUAUUGCCAAAAAGCAACUGAUAGCCAAGGAGUCGGAGAAGAUGAAGGUGGACAAGGAGCUAGAGGAAGCACAGCAAGAUCUCACUGAUACAAUUACAGAGAGAGAAGAAGCCGAGGUCGAGGUCGAGAAGAUUGUGAUUACGCCUUCACAGACUACGUUGGAGCGUUCCAAGUCACCGGACUCGGUUGCUUUCGCAGCUGCUCAUCCUUUACCAAUGACCCCUGAUAUCACGGGCACCACGAGCCCGAUCAGUGUCAAGAGUAACAACCCAUUUGAGAGGUUGGCAUUGUCCUCGGGGGCAUCGACUCCCCGAUCUCAGUCGCCAUUCCUGUCUUUCCCUAAUACUUCUUACCCUACCCCCCCUGGUCUGUCAUCACCACCCGGUCUCUAUCCCUUGGCCACCUCAGCUACAAUGCAAUCAGACAUAUUUUCGCAGGCAUUUGACACAGAACCCGUGCUACAGACCGACAAUGCGCCUGAUACAGAUGGUUCUGAAUUUGUCGUUGUGACCCCUCGUGUGAAGGACGGUCCCUAUUUUUCCGAUGGUGUCGUAUCGUCACCCACGAGCGAUGAACAUUUCACCACUCCUCCAACCAGUAUCACACCAAAUCCCAACUCCAGUGCAAAUGUUUCCUCUCUCGAUAAUGUUGCCGCACACUUCCCCGCCAUUGAUGAUUUCAAUCCUCAGCACCUCGCACCGGAGGAGGGGGAGAAAGAAACAGACCUGUCGACGGACCUUCAGGAGUUGGAGGUGAACGACACUGAGAGUGAAAGCGAGGACAGCCACGAGUCGGAGGCUGUCGACCACAUGACAGACUCUGCCAAGGAAGUUUCUCCCUCAGAAGCGGUAUCCUCACAGGCGCCGACCUCUUUUGAUGACAUCUUUGGAGUCAACACUGAUGUACCCGAGCAAGUCCCUCCUUCCAGCAGCGCACCUCAGUCGGACACAGCCGCCCCCUCACAGAAUGGCACAUCUUUGGUAGAUGCGUUUGGUCUUCCUUUCUCAGAGCUUGAAAACACUCCGUCGCAACUCUCUCAACCAUCUGGGACAAGCGGUUUGAAUAGUUUUGACGAGGCUCUCGGCAAGAUCUCAAAUGGCAGUUCCGCGCAGCCGGCUUCUGCCUUCUCCUUCGAUUCCAACUUUGAGGAUAACUUUGACUUUGGGACAGCGAUAGCAUCAUCUUCUACGUUCCCAUCACCCCCCACCGGAUCUGCCCCUGCCAAUGGUAUCCCUGCAACGACCACAAACGUGGCUACGCAUGCGAAUGGAACACCUGAUUUCUUCACCCAGCCUGCGAGUAUUGGGAUAUCAGCCACUCCGAAAGUGGCUAUGGCACAGCCGGUAGCCCCGGUCUCAUUUGAUGAAGUCUUCUCAUCGGGCCCCUGGAAUUCCUCAAGCACCGCACCUCAGCCUGAGAAGGUAGAAACAAAACAGGCAGACGCGAGCAUAAGCUUCCAAGAUGCAUUCGGAGGCGUUGAUGUCUCUCAAGCCCUGGCGCUAGAUAAUUCAUUCUCUUCUCGAACUUCAAAAGCAUUCACAUCCUCUGCGUCGCCACCUUUGUCCGAGGGUGGUAAGCCCUUCCCAAACGUCUCUCCUCCUACAUCACUGCGAGGGCCAUCUUCUCCCCGUGUUACGCCGAUACGGUCUACUUCCCCUCCACGACGUGCCACAUCGCCACCGCCUCGAGCUGUUUCUCCGAAGUUGCAGCGGCCGUCAAGCUCUUCAACCAAGGAACCUACUCACGAUAAGCCUCCGCCACCCCCGCGGCACUCUAAGCUUAGUAUUCGCCUUCCGUUUGGCAAGAAAAAGAAGCAGGACUCAGUACCACCCAUUCCUCCAUCGAAUCUGUCUCAGAAUGUGACUGUCAUGGAGCCUGGUAUUGAAGACGAUGUGGAACCUGUGAAGCAGCUAUCUGCAAUGGGCUUCAGUCGGAAUCAAGCUGUCGCGGCGCUCGAAGCACACGAUUAUGACGUACAAAGAGCAUUGAAUAGCCUACUGGGAGCGCAAUAG